AUGGCGCAUAAAUCAGGACUCACCUCUCCACCGCCUCCACCCAUCCUCGUCUCAGAGUUGGUUUGGAAGUACUGGGAGAUUAACGCCUCCUGGUCAAAACUCUUGAGCAAGACGAUUGGGGGCUGGUGGAUAAACAUCCCACUUCCCUUGCUGCCCCUCAGGGACCUCCAGGUUCCUGAGAAGCAGUGGGAAAAUGCCACCUGGCUGGUGACGGAGUUCAUGCUGGUGGGUUUCUCCACCUUCCCAGGCCUGAGGACCACCCUCUUUGCACUGUUCUUCCUCACAUACUUGGUUACCCUGAGUGGCAAUGUCACCAUCAUCACCAUCAUACAUGCGGAUCGGACCCUUCACGCUCCCAUGUACCGCGUCCUGGCCGUGCUGUCCCUCUCUGAGACCUGCUACGUGCUGGUCACCAUCCCCAAUAUGCUGGCUCAUCUGCUCAUGGAGACGACCCGUGUGGAGCACUUCUUCUGCGACAUCACCCAGGUCCUGAAGCUCAGCUGCGCGGGGAGUGCCAGCAAAGCGCUGGCCAUCUUCUUCCUGAGUAUUCUCGUGGUGCUGGUCUCCUUCCUCCUCAUCCUCCACUCCUACACCUUCAUUGUGGCCGCCCUCCUGAGGAUCCCCUCAGCAACCGGCCGGCACAAGGCCUUCUCCACCUGUGCGGCCCACCUCACCGUGGUCAUUGUGCAUUUUGGCUGCGCCUCCAUCAUCUACCUGCGGCCUGAGUCCAGAGGAAACCCGGACCAGGACCGCCUGGUGGCUGUGUUCUACACAGUGGUGACACCGCUGCUGAACCCGGUGGUAUACACUCUGCGCAAUAAAGAUGUGAGGGUGGCAUCGAGGAGGACCCUGGCGCGAAGCCGCGGAGUUUUAAAAAUAAACACUCGUCCUAAGUUCCGGCUCUAG
Eubalaena glacialis (North Atlantic right whale) is the source of this 906-nucleotide messenger RNA. Its product is annotated as olfactory receptor 10T2-like. Gene Ontology annotation, cellular component: membrane. The coding region runs from base 1 to 906 and encodes 301 amino acids. The record is from RefSeq and is a predicted model, not a curated record. The transcript has 4 exons. Gene Ontology annotation, molecular function: olfactory receptor activity. Gene Ontology annotation, biological process: G protein-coupled receptor signaling pathway. NCBI's taxonomy places the organism in Eukaryota, Metazoa, Chordata, Mammalia, Artiodactyla, Balaenidae.